CUGCUGCACUGCACUGAUGCAAACUUCACGUCCAUGCGGGUAUAAAGACCACAAGCUGCAGAAAAGUGUGCUUGGUGACGGAUUCCUACUUUGCAGUAUCUUAAGUUGUCCCGAAGUGAGCUGAAUGAAAACAGAAGAGGCCCCCCUACCUGGAAACUACUAGAGAAUCUGGCGUUCUUGGGUGAAAGAAUUCCAGGAAAGCAAGAUGGUGACAGGAUGUGCCGGAGUGAUGCCACACAUGGAUAAACCUCUUCAGCGGCAGAUGAUGCAUGACGCUGGAUCCACCCUGCUGGACUUUGAAUGACUCACACAAGAUUCUCUCAGGAAGUGAAGAGCCUUCGAACACAAAGGACCCUCUGCCAUGGAGUCACAGUGCUGAUAUUGAACUGAUCUUUAAUCAGACAUUUUCAUCCGAACGUCAGAUAAACAGCCAACAUUCCAACAGCCAUGAGUUUAGGAAAACUCCCUGGGAUUAAAGGCCUCGUGUCCGGCUCUCAGGAGAGACGUCGCUUCAAGAGCGACCUCUCUGUGGACAUGAUCAGCCCGCCGCUGGGCGACUUCCGCCACACGAUGCACGUCGGCCGCGGCGGGGACGUGUUUGGCGACACUUCGUUCCUUAGCAACUACGGAGGAGUCAAGGAACCGGGGAGCCCGGACUCGGCGAACAGCUCCAAGUCAACUGGCUUCUUCACGCGCACCUUCAGGCACAUACGGAAGAAUUCCGGGCCACGGUGUGAACCCCGGGACUUUUCAUCGCCGCCGCCAGACAUCUCGCCCAUCAUCAAGAAUGCCAUCUCCCUGCCUCAACUCAACAUGGAUUCUCCAAAUGGUUGCCUGCAAAGAGCCAUGCUCCCAAACUCCAUCAGCUCAACAGAUAGCUCCAUCUGCACAUAUGGUCUCCAGUCUGGAUUUGUCACUCUGCCGCGCUUCUCUCGCCUUGACAGACAGCUUCCAGACGAAGACGUCCACAGAAGAUCGAUGCGAGACAACCAUAGAAAACCUUUAACCCGCUCCGACUCCCUCACCUCCUUCACCCUGGACCUCGGCCCCUCUCUGAUGGCUGAGGUUCUGGGCUUGUUUGACAACCACAGCUCCCUUCAGAUGGCCAGCCAGGCCGCAGGGGAAGAGGAAGAGAAGAAGGAUGCUGCUGCUGAUGCUGAUGAGGAGGAGGAUGACAGGUCUCUAACAGAGACAUAUGUGAGCCCAGUUGUGAGUUCAACAAACUCCUCAGUGCGCAGCGGGUCAUCGAGAAGGAACAUAAACAGUCAGGAGCACUCCUGCAGCACCAGUUGGACAGAAGAGGACGGGAGGUCAACUGCUGCACCUUCCCGAUCUCCUCCCAUGUCUCCUCCCACGGUGGAACCCGCCAUGGAGUCGGAGCGCUUCCGGAGGGCAGCUGAUGUGCUGUCUCGACAUUACGGUGGAGGCUCAGUCGCACGGAGUUUUUCUAAAACAUCGUACACUUUCUCGGAAGAGGAGGAAGAAAUCAAAGUGUAGAUGAGGCUGAGAAAAUUUGCAAUGACCUUGCUGUCACCAUUUUAUACACGUUAUUUAAGCCAUUGUACUAUGGUUUGGAUGUUUAAUAUUGCCACGGAGUUAAAGCGGAAUUAGGCACAUCACUUUGCAUUAAUCCUACAUACUGACUUGGAAAUGUGCAGAACUCAUAAUCCUCAUACAUGAAUCAAUUAGUUAUAACAUUUCUUAUGCAUUUAAGUUGAGCCUGAACACAACAUUUGAAGUGUAUCCCCUCAGGGGAAAAAUGUUAGCCUAGAUAUUCUGUAGAUAUGCUAUUAUAAGAUAGAAAAAUAAUAUUAACAUGGAUAUGUUAUGAACAUUUUGGCAUUUUUAAAAAUGUUGGCUGGUUAAAUAAACUUUCCGAUAAAAGUAUUCACUUACAUGGUAUAAUUUAAUACUCUAAUAUUGCUUUGUGGAUUAUUUAUAGCAACAGUGUAGACCAGGGGUGUCCAAAGUGCAACCCGGGGGCUAUUUGAGGCCCUUGAUGCAUUUUUUUCCUACUGUAUGAAUGGCCUAGUUUGUUAUCUAGGCUAUAUCAUUUCACUUAAAUAGAAUUCAUUGGAGGAAUAUACAGUAGGCUUUGGGCUGUUAAACAUACUUUUUAAUGCAUUUCCAGAACACAGUCAGUCAAACAGGAUAUGGUGAUUUUUUUUUACCUCCUCAUUUGAGCCAUAUCAUGUAUUGAAUUGUACAUUUUCUUUUAGGGUUUCCCAUUACUGCAUGUUUUCAUAUAAAAAAGGCACACCAGAGAAAAAAACAUCAUUGGCAAUGUUUUUGAAUUCUGAGAUGUUGACAGAAUAUCUGAAUUGCAUUUAAACUUUGCAAUUUGAUGUAGAACAGGGUAUAUUUAGAUUAAAGUAAAUUGGGACCAACAUGCAGACAGUAUGGUUGUAUAUAGCUUAGCCAAUCUUUAAGCAAGUGAGUUUGAAGUCUCCUGUGAUUCUGAUGUAGUUGAUGACAUCCAGGUUGACUCGGUUGGGAAACUGGAUUUCAUGUCCAUCAGGAAGUUCCACUUCAAACAUGUCACCAGCCAGCUUCAGCACAAUCUAAAAUGAAAACAUGUUUAUCAAGUCAACCCCUUUUCUGUUUUAGAUCUUCUUUAAAAAAAAAUGCACGGCUUUGUCAUGAUUUCCUCACCUUAACAUGUGUGCCUCUCUGCAGGGGGUUGUGCAUUUCCCUUUUCUCAUCCCCCCACAAACCGGCAGUCUUUGAGUUGCACACGACGACAGCUCCGUCCGUGUCAUCAUGGAAACGGGGAUUAAAGUGCAGAGCCAGGUCCUCUACAUCAUAGCCAAGGUCAAUCUGGAAUCUGAGAAGAUU
This is a messenger RNA of Dunckerocampus dactyliophorus (ringed pipefish), 2835 nucleotides long. RefSeq names its product CDC42 effector protein (Rho GTPase binding) 1b (gene cdc42ep1b). NCBI's taxonomy places the organism in Eukaryota, Metazoa, Chordata, Actinopteri, Syngnathiformes, Syngnathidae. Bases 448 to 1497 code for a protein of 349 amino acids. The transcript is spliced from 5 exons. The record is from RefSeq and is a predicted model, not a curated record.